Pistacia vera is the source of this 800-nucleotide messenger RNA. RefSeq names its product transcription factor bHLH162-like. Gene Ontology annotation, cellular component: RNA polymerase II transcription regulator complex. Bases 61 to 609 code for a protein of 182 amino acids. Lineage: Eukaryota; Viridiplantae; Streptophyta; Magnoliopsida; Sapindales; Anacardiaceae. The record is from RefSeq and is a predicted model, not a curated record. Gene Ontology annotation, biological process: regulation of transcription by RNA polymerase II. The transcript has 3 exons. Gene Ontology annotation, molecular function: RNA polymerase II transcription regulatory region sequence-specific DNA binding; protein dimerization activity; DNA-binding transcription factor activity, RNA polymerase II-specific.
UGCCAUUUUCUCUCUUUCUUUCUUUUUCUUGUGUUGUGUAAUUUGAGUGAGAGUGAAGAGAUGAAGAAAAAGGUGAGUGACCAGUCUUCUUCUUCUAAACUUGAUCGAAAAAUUAUUGAAAGGAAUCGGAGACAUCACAUGAAAACUUUAUGCUUCAAGCUUGCUUCUGUCAUUCCUUCUCAACAAAUCAGAACCUCCAAGGAUAUAAUAUCACAAGGAGAUCAGCUCGACCAAGCUGCCACCUACAUAAAGCAGCUACGAGACAGAAUAGAGAAAUUAAAGGAGAUAAAAGAAGCAGCAACAGAGUCAGUAAAAACGUCUAACAGUAAUAUAAUGGAUACAAUGAAUUUUGGUUUAAGAUUACCCCUGGUUGACUUAAGAGAAUGUGGUCCUAGUAUUGAAGUGGUUUUGAUAAGUGGACUGCAAAAAAACUUUAUGUUAUAUGAAGCCAUUAGUAUCCUUGAGGAUGAAGGAGCUGAAGUUGUUAGUGCUAGUUUUUCUACCUUGGGUGAUAAGCUUUUCCACACAAUACACGCCCAGGUUAAAAUUUCUAGAGUUGGUGUAGAGACUUCAAGAGUCUGUCAAAGGUUGCAUGAACUGAUUUACUGAUGAAGUUUCGAUCCGUUUUUCUGAAUAAAUCAGCACCGAUGCGAUUGAUGAAGAGCAAAACCAAGUUAUCAAUAAAUGGAGGUUAACUGGCUUCCUGAACAUUAGAUAGUGACGAUAUGCAAUAUGGAUCAACGAAUUAUAAAUAUUUAUGAGCCCAGUUGUUGUUAGUCAAGUCUAUAUAUGGUUCUGUA